GAACGACCAGAACAGGAAGCACUUAUUUAAGUGUCGGUAAACGUGAAUUAAAUUGAUUUCAUGUUGUGAUUGCACCCUAGUAUUUCUCAGUUUUAUCAUCUGCCUUGCAAGUUCCAAGGGACCCACAGUUUAGUUUUAGAUACAACAAUACAAAUCAAGGUGUUUUUUUCGCUAUCGACUAGUUUGAUCAAGUUUGCAAUUUUACUGAAAGGAAUAAGGAUGAAGAUCGUUAGUUGGAGUUUGUAAUUUGUAGCAAAGAUGCAUUACGAACAUUUUAUUUUAUCUACCAUCUUGUGGACCAUCAUCUUUGCUGAUGCUGUUCGUGGCGGUAUUAGCAAAGACUCAACAUUAUGUGGUCGCAUGACUUGCAACGUUCCAGUCGAAAGAAAGUUCAAGUACAAUGAAAGUCUAUAUUAUCAGUAUCAAUACAAAGUAGACGUGAGUACAAAUUUAGGAGAUCAAGGCCAGAAAGCUACAAGCGAUGAGUCAUCAUUGUUCAUAGAUUCUACGGUUACGUUGUAUUUUAAAACUCCAUGCGAGGGCUAUUUGAAGCUGAGCAAUGCAAGCAUCAGUCAUGAUAGAUCUCAAUAUAACCCUGAGUUUCCAGAUAGAGCCGGGGGAGAAUUUAAGGUUAAUUUGGAACGCCAUGUUUUACGCUUUGCUUUCGACGAUGGGGUUGUUCGAGAAGUCUGCCCUGAUCCCAAAGAAAGUAUAUGGGCACUCAAUAUCAAACGAGGUAUACUGUCGAUGCUGCAGAACACGAUGAUGAGAUUUGAUGUCGAUCGUCGAGUGGACGAACUCGAUGUUAAUGGAAUAUGCGAAACACGUUAUAAACUUCAUGAAGCCAAAAAGACCAGUCUUGUGAUAAGGAAAACAAAGAAUCUUGCUAGUUGUUCCCACAGUAGUAAACAUCUUUCGAUCAUACAAUCACAAACUUACCGAAGUCCUCUGUCUCAAUCUCGAAUUUUAAAACAACCCUUACUGAAAUCCCAUAGCGAGUGUGAGAUCACAAUUGACCAUAACAUCUAUGAACGGGUUAUUUGCAAUGAUUCCCAUCAACUACAGCCACUUUCGAAUGGCAAUAACGCUGGUGUACGAACUGACAUGAGCGCGAGUCUGGAGCUUAUUUCCGAAACUACGGAAAUCAGCAUGGACAUUUUUGAUACUGAUGAUGAUGAGGAUGGGGAUGAUGAAGAUGAAAAAAGCAAUGUUAGCAAAACAGAGGAUAGUGAAACGAAUGACGGUUCUAAGCGUAAAAAUAAAGAAGCUGAUCAUAUUCACACCAAAAGAACCACUUUACUUUACGACCAUGCGAAAACGCCUAGAACCAUUCAUGGUGAAUUGCGUACAUCUAGAGAUCUUUUAAAAAGCAUGUGUAGGCAUGAAGCUGCAGAAGAAGUGCAACAAAGCUUCUCGGAAUUAUUUACUAAGUUUAUUCAUUCAGCCCGAAUGUUAGACUACCCAUCACUGAGUCAAAUGUUCGCUAGAGCCAACAGCAUAUGUAAAAACAGCAGAAAACACAUUAUCGAUGCUCUUCCCUACAUCGGCAGCAACGCUGGAGUAAAAGUAAUGAAAGACCUGAUAAUAAACAAGUACAUAAGCCAGGAGACUUUACACACAUGGGUUACUGCAUUUGCUCUGAUACCUCAGCCAGAUCAUGAAACUCUCAAAUCCCUUGCACCUCUUCUCGACUUUCAAGAGGAGAUGUCGAAUGCUCAAUUCAUUCUAAGUUAUUCUGCAAUAAUACACACAUAUUGCUCCACAGAAAGUACGUGUCUUCAACUGGAACCCAUUACACACUUUCUCUCAUAUGUGGAGAAUAAAAUCGAAAAGGGUUGUGCUCCACGCAGCCAAUCUCGUUCUACGAUUAAAGAGACUUUAGAGGCCUUAAAAGCAGUUGGAAAUAUGGGUGUUGAAACAGAAACACUAGUUGGCAAACUAAGGGUAUGCAUUCAAGAUACAAGUGGAUUUCUGCCAAUGGAAGUGCGCAUAGCAGCAAUUGAUGCUCAUCGUAGGCUCCAGUCUUGUCAAGCUACAAGAGACACAUUCUUCUUAAAUCUCUACCGCAAUUUUACCAUUGAUUCAGAAAUGCGAAUUGCUUCGUAUUUGCAAGUCAUGCGGUGUCCUGAUUAUCGGGUGAUAAAGACGAUCAGACAAACGCUAGAAGAGGAGGAAGUGAACCAAGUUGGGUCUUUCGUAUGGAGCCACUUAAAGAAUUUACUGUCCUCUUCGUCACCUACUAGAGUUGAAAUUCAGAGUCUUUUGACGGACAGGGAUCUUGGUAACAAAUUCAACAGUGAUUUGAGAAAGUUUUCCCGUAAUUAUGACAAUUCCUUCUUUUCGGAGGAAUACAACUUCGGGGCGAACUAUCAAGGAAAUCUAAUUUUCUCACCCAAAUCUUACAUUCCACGACAAGCAACGUUAAACCUCACUGUCGACUUAUUUGGCGAAUCGGUGAAUCUUUUGGAGGUCGACGUACGUAUGGAAGGAUUGGAAUAUUAUGCCGAGAGUAUGUUUGGACCAAGUGGGCCGUUCAGUGGAGAAAAAAUGGGCAAUCACUUCAAGCAGCUCCUCAGACAGUUUAGAUCAGCAUCUGAGGAUGAAGAAGAUUACUGGAAACGAGUAAAGCGAUUACCUAAUGUAAUUGACAACAAUUUUGAUCAUCCGAUGAUCAGUUUAGGGUAUAGAGUUUUUGGAAAUGAACUCAAGUUUACAAUGUUGGACGGUGAUGAAGAAAUAAAGAUUGCUUUAGCCACACUUAAUCCCUGGGCGAAGGUAAAGCAGAUUUUAUCCGGAAAAGAGAUCCACUACGAAAAUACGGCUAUGCUUCUUGAUUCAUCUUAUGUGGUACCGACAACCUCGGGUCUUCCGAUACGUUUAGAUUUGGCAGGGUCUGCUGCAUGCAACCUCAAGUUAUCUGGAUUCCUUGACAGUAAACGCUUAAGCAGCGGAGAAAUUGAAGUAAUUGGAAAAAUUGUACCAAGUGUAAGUUUGGACAUCACGGGAUCAAUGACAACAGAUUCCUUUUACAAAAGUGCAGGAAUCAAAUUGAGAACCAAUGUGUACUCCACAGGAGCAGUGGAAGCUAAUUUAAAUGUCAAGGGACCCCGACUUGUACGCCUUGGUUUGAGUCUUCCCAAUCGUAAAAUGGAAAUUUUUUCGAUGCAUUCAGAUGUGCUCAUCGUAAAAACGAAUGGAGCUGAUGUGAACGAGAAAGCUAUAGGUCUUCUAAUUGCUGAGCAAGAUCAAAAUAAAUUGGAACACUCACAACUGAUUGGAAACGUAAUCAGUAAUACAACUUGUAGUUGGCCGUCGCUUGACAGGCUUAUUGGGCUCAAAAUUUGUGCGGAUUACCAGUUUCCGAAUGUAACGAAAAAUCCCAAAGCUGCUUAUUUCAUACUAAAUGGUCCUACGUUAUUUAAGGUUUCUGUAAUUAAAGCUGACCCCAGUGCAAAGAGUUACAUCUUGGAAUACAAAAUGGAGCGAACAACAAAUGAAAGCUACAUCAGAGUUGCUUUUGAUACACCUGGAUCUCAAAUGAAAAGAGAACUUAGUGCAACAAUUUCUUUUAAUGUACACAACAAUAACGUAACACUAGCUUUGCAGUCAGCUAGCAAUUCAUUUGUAGCGAAAGGUACAUACAAAAGAACAGAUAAUGAGACUUUCCUUGAUGUUGGACUAGAUAUUAAUGGAACAAAGCACUUAGAUGCUAGUGUAGGUUAUUCCAUAAAAAAAGUUAAUUAUGGCUAUACUUACAUACCAAAAUUGUAUUUAGCCAUAAACAGUGAACGAAUUGCCGAACUCUCAGGUAUGAUACGAAAUCAGCAAAAGAAUAACGUAUCUCAGUGUGAUAUUGAUUUGACUUUUCAAACAAAAAAAGUUUGGAGCCGAAUUUUAGGGUACAUUAUGAAAAGGAACAUUAGUUUAUCUGGAAAUGUGAAGAUUGACUACCAGUUGCAAAAGAUGCCAAAAAAGGAAACUCUACAGUUUGAAAUUUCACUAAUAAAUCGAUCCACGAAAACACUGACUUACAAAGAAGCGAAUCUCAAGUUGCACUCCACUGCUUAUCCUCAACUAAAUACUGUAAUAGCUUCUUGGUACCAGCAAGCAAUGGGCCAUCUUGAGCUUCACGCUGAAGUAAAUUCUAGUCCUCAUUUGCAAGACGAUCGGCACAAGCUUGUGGCGCAACUGGUCCUCACUUACUCGAAAGGUUAUUUCCAAAGUCAAGGUGCUAAAAUUAGCGCAUUUGUUGCCCUAACGAAGCCGAUACAAAAUCUUGAUAUUAAAUUAGGAAUGAAUCAUUAUGCUAUUGGAGAUGAAUCUAAAACCACUCUUUUAGUACGAUAUGCUCCAGGUAAGGAAAUUGUUUUGACAUUCAAUAUGAUUACGCCUCGCGGAACUAUGUUUGCCAUUGAAGGGCAUGCAAACUUGACAAUUCCAAAUUUUAAUUCCAUGUUGAUAAGCGCAAGAAUUACAGAAAGAUCUCGCAACGAGUAUGAACUUGAUUUUUCUGGAACGUGGUUUAGUGGCCACAAUAUGACUGUGCGUGGUACUUAUUCAGAUAGAUCAACUGUAUCAAUAAUAAAUCAUAACUUGAAACUUCUCUUAAAAUCUCCAAGCUUUGCGAAAGAUAUAAUUUUGACUGGCAAAUUUUACUACGAUGUUGCCAAUCUCAGAAUUGGGUUGCACAUGGAACAACUGGAUAUGGAUAAGUAUGCCUUAAUUCUGAAUUAUACAGCAUUAUCCUUGGGACGUGUCAGCACUUUCAUAGAAGGAAGAUAUAAAAACAAUAUUUACUCUGUUUUAACAAAAAUCGACACCAAUCGCGAAAUUAGAGCAGAGAUACAUUUAGAUCGGUGGAGAGAUGUUCAUUUGAUAGGGACAGCUAUUAAUGAACUGAAUAACAAGGAAUUAGGUUUUGAAAUUAAGUGGGAUGCUAAUAGAGAUCCAGCUCUUAAAUUUGCGACAAGUAUACAGUUAAACAGGAAUAUCCCAAACUUAUAUUCCAAUGACCAGUCCAGUGAAAAAAAUAUGAGCGCACUCGUUAAAAUCACUUAUCCUGGUCGAUUGGUAACUGGUUCAUGCCUUUUUGCUCUGAAAGAUGUAAACAAUUACGUAAUGGAUGCUCGCCUAAGUUGGGACUCAGACAAGACAGUAGAAUUGACAGUUGAUACGGAUUACAUUUGGCUAAAAUCGCUGAAAUUUGAAUCUCAGCUUCUUACUCCUUUUGAAAAUUGGAAGAAAACUUCUUUGAAUGCAAAAUAUUUGCAAAUAGGAGAAAAACUUAGCUUGAGUGGUAGCGCGUACUGGCAAGAUUCACAACAUGUGUUGAUUGACUUACUAGCUCACACUAAGGAACAUCCCGAAAUAUUGGAAUGGAACGCAAAUUUUGGACUUUCUAGUACAGUUCAUUCCAUUAAAUGGGUAACGGCUAAUCUCACGCACAAACAGUUGUUCGCGCGUGGAACUGAUUCCCAUUUGCUGGUCAAGUACCACCCAGAUAAAAUAAUAGAUAUCAGAAGCAUCUGGCAACUGUACAGAAUAUCAGAUGGCACUUUUAAUCUGACGGGCAACCUGCAUCUUGUCUCGCCGCUGGUCAGUUAUAGGAAAGGAGAAAUGAAAUGUCUCUUGAGUUCCAUGCCAAACUGGAAAUUCUUAGGAGCAGCUAAUAUUGAUCUGGAUAAAAGAAAAUACACAGCAAACAUGAUCGGAGAUUUGGCUCAGUUGAAGGAAUCUAUGAUUGAAUUCAACAUAACGACUCCGAUUGAACGGUAUGCUUACAUACGAGGAAGAUUCGGACUGUCGGAAAGAGACAGACAUAUUGUAGCAGAAGUCAUAAGUCCAGCUGGACCACUUGGAUUUGAGGCCAUUUUUCAAAUACUCACUAGCUCGUAUGAUUUUAACAUAAAAUUGUUAAUAGCAACACCGAUUGAGGCUUUUCAGAAAGCAUUAUUAGUCGCAAAGCUUAAUAAUCAAGAGGCGGACUUCCGCGUGGCAUACAACAAUCUCACUGCUGGAUUCGAGGGUGUUUGGUAUUACGAAGAUAUCACUGACUUCCAAUACACUUAUAUUCUCUAUACACCAGUUCGUGGCAUGCACGAAAUCGGAAUUAUUACGAAACUCGUUGUAACUCACACAGAACCCGAUGGUUAUCUGGAUGUUGACACAGAAUUUUCUUUAAGAUUGGUAGAAUUGAAGGUGGGUGUGAAAGUAAAAUGUGGUCCAAAACCAUCUCCAGUACGAAUUCCAUCUGGAACUGUGUUGAAAGCAAAUUCUGAAGUGGAGCGAGAAUCUGGCCAACUUUUGGAUGUAGAUGAAGAAUAUGAGGAUGAAGAAGAUGACGAAAAUGUUUUCUAUUGGAGAGGUGAAAUUGAGUUAAAUGUAGUAAUAAUCGAACCUAUCACUGGGGUGUUAGAUAUUGACAAGGAAGGCCCCAAGUAUAAAAUUGUUAGUGUCCUCAAGUUGCCAAAAGGUCGAAUAACCUUGGAUGAUAGUUUCUAUAUGGAAGAUUUCUUUAAUAUGAGGAACGACUUGAGUAUAGAAACACCCUUUGAAUGCGCUUCUGAAAUCAACUCCGUUUACAUAUUUAAAUUGCAAGAUUCUAAUAUUUUGAUGCAAAUGGAUAUGAACGUGUCUAAUUAUACUUCAUGGGUUGAGUCAGGAUUUUCGGUAAAUUAUACGACACUUAAAAGUGUAGUAGACAUUCUGAAAAUAUAUUCGCUACAAUUAAAUUUUAAAACACCAUUGCAAUUUUUGAAAUCUGUUGAUACAAUGACAACACUAGAAAUGGAUGAAAAUGAAUACAAAGCUAGUGUAACUAUAAAAGCUCAAGAUUGUCUUGUAAAUCUUGGUGGUUCGCUGGAGAUGGAAGAAGGCUUUGUCGAUGUGGCUGUUACUGCCGAUGUAAAUAGUACAGUACUUACAAUUCCCAAAAUAAAAAUAACGGCAAAAAAAGAUAUGACCGACAAAGAAAGACUGGUUGAAUUUGGCAUUAUUACCGAUAAAUCAGUUGGAAAAUCUGCAAAUUUCAAAGCAUUAUGGCAUGUCGAGGAUCCAAAUUUCAUAAAGGCUUCGAUUGCCCUUGAAACUUGGAUAGAAGUAAUAAAAGUGGUCGAAAUUGACAUUUUAUAUAAUAACACGAUGAAAAAGAACAGUAUCUGCAAGUUAAACCUCUGUCUCAAACAUCAACUAAAUCAAGAAUACAAGUUGAUCGGGGAGUUAAAGAAUGGAACAGUGAAAGCAGAUUUGCACAGUCCCUUAAGACAACGACACUUACAAUUUCAAGGUCAUCUCACUGAAAUUAGUGAAAAUCGUUACAAAGUCGAAGGUGAUUUGCAAAAUACACAUACUUCCACAGUUUAUAACGUAUUAAGUUUUAUUUCCAUGGAAAACGAGCAAUUAUCAGCAGUAGAGAUUACCGCAGCUCCAACAAACAAUGCAUCAGAUCACAAUAAAUAUGUCGUGAAUCUAAAGAGAGAAAACAAUGGAAUAAAUGUCCAAGUUCAAAGUCAUGUUCUGAAUGGGAAUCUUAGCAUGAGUGUUACUAAUGCCUUGAAUUGGAACUUGCAAUCGAAAAUAGAUUCUCUAAACAAUACUAAUCUAUACGAUAUUUAUCAAUUAAACACAUAUAUGAAUGUACAGGUAGAUGGUAAUACGACUUUAUAUGUUUAUGCAAGCACACCAUGUCAAGAUCUCGAAAAAGUCAUGCUUAACGGAAACUUGUUGCUUUCUGAUGAUGGUGGAUAUGUUCGUUUAAAUCAUCAUCUAAAUCGUGAUGACAGCUUCGCAAUACUAGAGUGGAAACUAGCUUACUUAACUGACAUGUUUGGUAAAAUCUUGGCUAGUCAUCAUACUGAUGGAAUUAGUAAUAAAGAGAUUGAUCUACACUUGUUCUUUAAAAACCCUAAACAAGCAUUUAAGAACGUUAAUAUUGGUUUUAACAUCAACAUUGACCAAGAACGUUGGAGACUUGCUACAAACGCUACUGUCGGGAUUCUGGAUGAAGAAAAUGUUGACGUUCUUGUCAGCAUCAGAUUGCCUCCCCCAGACAAUGAUGAUCAUAGAUUUCUGGUUAGCUAUCAUGGGAAUAAAGGAAUUCAAGAUGCAUCCUAUGUCAUCGGUUAUAAUGCCUUGCGAGCAAAAACCAACUACGCUUCUGACGGAUCGAUUAAAAUGGCUGCUCGUGAUAUCGAUGGACAUCUUCGCUUGACGUGGGGAAAUGAACCUACGCAAACAUUGAACAACGUACUCAACGCGACCUUUGAUAAUAAAGGAAUGGAAUUCAAAUAUUCGCUUUACACGCCGUCAUAUUUGCAAGAAGAAACCGUGGUCUUCCUCUUCACGUAUGAUGCUGCGCAUGAUAUUCAUACAGCUAUCGGGGCAGAUUUAUAUUCUCCAGGUCAGAAAAAAAUUGGUUCGACACGCAUUUCAUAUGAAAGUCUUGUAAAUGUGAACGGUACGAUCAAUGCAACAACUCCAGUGCCAACUUUUGCUUUUGUCGGAUGUGAUUUCGUCAUACUAACAACUUUAAAAGAAAAUAAGCGGAUCAUAAAGGCAUUUUGGCCAAAUAACACAGCAUUGCUAGACUCAGAUUACAUAUAUCACAGUGAAAGGUUGGAUUCCACCCUGGAUGGUCAUUUACACAUGGAGAUUCCAUUGAAUACGCGACACAUCGGUCAUCUCACGUACGGCUACAAGAAGCGACCACAAAUCACCAAUGGCUACUCCAAGUUGUUGUACAAUACUCAAGAAGUAUUGAAUGGACAGUAUAAAUCCAAGAGUGAGUCGAGAGGAGGUUUCGAGAAAGAUGAAAUCAAAAUCACCAUAGAAAACAUCUUGAAACCUAUCGGAAUCGUUUACAUCAAUCAGUUUGAGUACAGUGGUGGAAAUGAAGGCACCAACUAUCCGACAACUGAAUUCAAGAAAGUCAAUGUGUUCCGAUUAGACAACAGUUCAGCUUUCAACGUAAUUGGAGAAUCUCGAGUUCAUACAACACACGAUGGCCAAGAAGUAUAUUUAAAAGCUGUUCAUUUCAAUCGGACUGUCCAGUUUCGCACGGAUUAUAAAAUUCUACCCGGUGAAUUUGAUCAGAAUACAUGGCUUAGUUUAGCCGAGGAUGCCUGGGCAUCUUAUCAUGUUAAUAUUGUCAAUAAGACCACGGAUGACGUUGAAAAUCAGUUUCUAGUGCUAGGUUUAGUUUAUCCGAAAAGAAAUUUUACUCUCAAUGGAUCCUAUUUAGUAACAAGUUCCGAAUUGAACUCUGAGGCGCAUCUAAUUUGGAAUCAUGAUCAAUCAAGUACCCGAACUCGUACUCUUGGGUCAUCUUUUUCAUGGCAAAAUAUCUCCUCCAACGGCGAAACAUUUCAACAAGAGGCGGUUUUAAGCUUGAAACAUCCCAGCUUUCAGAAAGAUGUCACGUUCACGGGUCAAGUUAUUAAGCGAGAUGCUAGGGAAUUGCUUAACACAUCAUUGCUUGUCGAUUAUUCUACAGAUAAACGCAGGCUAUUGAAUGUUUCUGCCGCCUUAAGAGAUGAAAGCAAUUUACCGAUGGAUCGCAAGUAUAGCUACAAAAUUUUUGGUACUCAUCCCGGAAUAAACUUGCACCUCGAUCUAAAAGGAUUUAUACAUCGACACUCGUCGAACCUUUUUGAAACUAAAAACAGUGUUGUUUACCGACGCGGGAAUUCGGAAGAGGAAACAGGACAACUAGUUGGUCGUAUUGAUAUUGGUAAAAAUGAGAUUCUAGUACAUCGUGAAAACACUGAUCCAGACCAUCCCAAACGCCUCAACGUCAAGUACCUCAAUCUAACUUACAGCGGAUCUUAUCCGGAAUACACCCUAAACGGAAGUGUUAUUAAUUCUCCUGAUCUUAAUGCAACUGGUGCAUUCUUUUUGAAUUUUGAUGACAAACUCACAUGGACGAUGGUCAAUUACACGCCUGAUGCUGUAGAAAGUUUACGGAUGUAUGGAAACAUACCUGAUGCUCGAAACGCUGCUUUCGACAUUUGGAGAACUUAUGAUGAAGAUCUUAUUGUCUCAGAUGUUACUUUUUACCUACGGUUAAAUCACUCAAGACUUGUUACUUCAACUUUACGAUGGAGACCUGAGCUCAAAGCGGAUGUAAUAGAUUCUAUUAAAACUAAAAUAACUAACAUAUAUGAACAAAUAAGUGGUGAUGUCGAUUAUUGGAGACACACAGUAAGAUCUGAAACUGUCCACAUUAUAUCUCAAGUCUGGGAAAACGCUCAAGAUGAAUUAGAUGACUUCUUGUAUGAUUGGAAUGAACUAAAAAUUGUUGAACAAGAUUUUCAAGCGCUGAAAUUAUACUUGAAUAAUUCUUACAAUGCAAACGAUUUCUAUAUAAAAGAUGUUGUGGCUCUUGGAAUUUAUGUGAUAGAUGAACUCUCAUUGCGUAGUCACAUUCAGUCCUUGCCAAACAUUUUAAAUGAAAUUUGGGAAAUUAUGGGUGAAUCCGGAGAAGCUCUUCGAAAUUCUUUAGUUUGGAUUAUCGAGGCAAUUAAGAACGCCUAUCAGAAGUUGUCAGAGAUUAUCAGUGCAAUUUUAAAAGGUGAAUCUGUGACGCAAAUAGCUCAUAUUGUGGAGAAUCUUGUCGAAAAAUACGACAAGUUCAUAAAAGAUCUUCAUGUUUCCUUCAUCAAAUAUAUUGAAAAUCUCUGGACUAGAAUCUCUAUCUCCAUCUCACAACAGUGGCACAAAUUUUUGAAGCUUCUCGAGCCAAUGUUUAUACGCGUAAUUCACUAUCUCGAAACAGUUGUAUGGAAAGCAAGCAAAGAGGUAGUGGAUUUUUUGUAUGAUCGAAGAAACGAGAUCAUGACAUCCCCCUAUUUCGACAGAUUUACGAAUUUUACACAAGACAUAGAUAAAUUUUACAGAGACAUAAAAGCAAACGACAUUGUAACAAACGUUCAAAAAUAUUCGACUCUCGUUAUUCAGUUUAUACAAGAACGCUAUUUCACUUUCGUGCCGUUUGGAAAAGAAUUAAAGGAUGUUGUUGAUGAGAUAAUAUCCGAGUUGAAGGAACUGAGGAAAUUGCCCUCUGUACAUUACGCCCUCGAUAAAAUGAAUCAGGUCUAUUCGAAGAUAAACGAAAUGUACGAAUAUUUUGAAGUCAGGGCUAAGCUUGAAACUACGGUACGACUGAUGCACUCGAAAUUAAUGGACAUAAGUCAAACAGCUCUUCAAGCGGAAAGUCGUUAUAGGGAAGCAAAAACAAAAUUCAUAUUUGAUCCAAAUCGAGGUUUAAUGUGUUAUGAACAAAAACUUCCAAUGUCUUGGCAUGCAUUUAAUCAAACACCUGAAUUUCAAGAAAUUCCAGAAUACAGAGCGAUCACUGACAUGGGAUCUUACUUUGUCACUUCUAAUGCUACUUUCUGGACUUUGUAUUAUCAGUUUAAACCUUACACAGAACCAUCCAAUUGGCUUCCACCAUUCAAAGCUCAAGCAAUGAUCGUUGGCUCUCAAUAUUACGUCACCUUUGAUGGUCAUUUUAUUCAGUUUGCUGGAAAUUGUACUUAUUUACUCGCCCGUGAUUUUCUUCGAGAUGAAUUUGCUGUUCUAGUUAGAUAUAAUAAAGAUGACGAGACUACACAUCACCAAAUUAUUGUAUUAAUCGGAAAGAAUCCAAUCAUUGUGGAUUUGUUUAAAGACACUGUCAACUUGGCAAAUACCGAUGUCACUCUACAGUUACCCAUAGAACUUGCAAAUGGUACUGCUUUCGUUUACCAAGAAGAGAGUAUCGUAGUUGUGGAGCGCAAGGAUAAGCAAUUCAAAUUGCAAUGUAAUUUAAAAUACGAUAUGUGUACUUUAGAGUUAUCUGGUUGGUAUUACGGAAAAACCGCUGGAUUGCUGGGAACAAUGAAUAAUGAACAGAUAGAUGACCAAAUGACAUCCGACAAAAUCGUUGAGACGGAUGUUGGAACAUUCGCACAAAGUUGGGCUCUGGAUCGCGAGCAAUGUAGUAGCGCUGCCAAUCGUGCCAUUACCAGAGAUAAUGGUCCCGCAAGUUUCUGUCAAGAUCUUUUUGUUAACAGGAGUUCAGAUUUCGGUUCCUGCUUCAAUGUAGUAAAUCCAGACCAUUAUGGCGAGCUUUGUCUAAAUAGCGCCAAUGAACUGGAUGCAUGUACAAUCGCAAUGACAUACAUGCAGGCCUGCAUGUUCUACGAUACGUAUUUGAGAAUCCCAGACAAAUGCACAGCAUGUUCGAUGAAUGAUGGCUCUCACGUGCCGGAAGGUGAAUUCAAAAAACUUGAAGGUGCACUCAUUCCUAGGACCACCGACGUUGUAUUCAUUGUUGAAGCCAAAGAGUGUAACAGGGAUAUUAGAAGUACUCACAACCUGGAUCACUUGAUCACUCAAAUCAAUAAGGAGCUAACUGAUCAGAAUCUGAUCGAUAAUCGCUGGUCACUUGUCAUAUUUGGAGGCGAUGGUGUUUAUGACCAGCCAAGGAGUUUGAUACUUGACAGCCAGAUUUUUGCCAAGAGCGCGGUGCGCUUUGUUGAUUAUUUUAAUCGCAUUCCAGUAGGAAGUGGGAACCAAGAUAUAUUUGCUGCAAUAGGUUUUGCUUCGCAACUUGUUUUUAGGCCCGGAGUUUCCAAGACGUUCAUUCUGAUGCCUUGUACUCAUUGUGAACUUCAGAAUCAGACGCUCGACUAUUCAGUUUUACAUCAAGUAUUAUUGGAACAUGACAUAACACUGCACAUACUUAUGGACGGUGACUUUCAAUUUGAAAAAGGUAGACUCAACAAAAUAUUUUACGGUUUAGAUGCAUCAAAAUCGUACACGAAAAAAGAUUCUCGUACCUUAUUGGGCAACGUGGAUUUAAGAAGGCAAGUUAAGUUACCCAAAAGUGCUUUAGGUUACUGUACGCCACUUUCCCUGGAAUCCAACGGCACCAUAUUCAGUGGAAAUAAAUUACGAUUUGGUAAGACACCAGCUAUAAAAAAAUUCGCCAGUGUCUUCGCCAAAAGGUUAGCAAUAUCAGCGGGACCAAAUCCAUGUCAACACUGUGAAUGUACAGCUGAUAACGAUGGGAUCACGAAAAUGGAGUGCAUGCCGUGUGUCUAUCCAACACCUGUAACUGUGGAUUACGUGAGUGAGACUUUUGAUGAAGAUGAGGCUCUAUCAGCACUACAGCCUACGGACAUAGACUAUGAUCAAACUGACGUCGAUGAAGAUUGACAUGUCAUAAAAAAACUGCGUGCUAUAAAUAAUGUAAAAGCAUCAGUAUAAUUUAUUUAAGGAAAUUACACUUCAUUUCUUCAUACUGUAUCAUUGUUUUAAAAAAGUGUUUGAAAAUUCUACUCACUUUACAAUAGAAGAUUACCAAUCAUAAAUUUUAGUUUCAGUUCAUAAUUUUUUUAAUAAAAGCUGAGUAUCAAUUUAACAAAGCAGUAAUACGCGAUUUUCUCUCGUUUUAGAAAAAAUAGAUUUUGAAAUUUUCGCCCCAGCACAGCUAGUAGCGCUUCGGUUUCAUAGCUGGAAGGAUUAGUGUUCGAUUCUUGCUGUCUGCACUUUUUUUAUUUAUGAAAAUGUUUAUAAAGUUAAAAAAGGCAUUACAAAAUUAUUAUUUGCAUAAUUUUUGAAGAUUAUUGAAGGAAAUUAUAUUUAUAAACACUUUAAUAAAUAAAAAAAGUUCAAACAGCUGGAAUCGAACAUGCAUCAUUCCGGAUAUAAAGCCGAAGCACCUGUCUGAGCUACCGGUCUCUUGAAAACUCGUUUUUGCGAAAACGACGAAAAGGUCCCUUAGCAAAUGAAUACUCAAAUAAUAAGCUUUCAUUUUAAAAAUUAUGAACUGAACCUAAAAUUAAAAAUUGGUAGUUUCGACUUUUUAAUCAAACUUAAAAGGCCAAAUGCAAUUAAAUAAAUCUGCACUCUAUGGCAAUAAAUAACUCAGUAAAGAAACUUCCAAUAAAGUGAAAUUUAAAUUAUGACAAAUCGAAUUAUAUUAACGGAAAUCAAAAUUUAUAGAAAUAAUUUGUCAAAAUAAAAAAUACGGCUAUAUUUUGUAUGGAUCCCUAGUGUAAUUAUGAAAAAUUCAUCAUAUAUAUUUCUAGUUAUAUGUAUAAGACGAACAAUUGUAUGUAUAGAUAUUUUGAGAAAUUUUGACAUUAUUCUUCGUAAAGAUUAAUUAAUUAAUUAUCAAUUAUUAAUUUGAAUUGAUAAAGUAUAGACAUCUAUUUAUUAAAUCCAGUUGAUAUGAUACUAGUUAUUCUUUUUCUGUAUGUAUAAAUCAUGUAAAUUAAGAAAACCAUUAAAAUAAAUAUGUACUUAG
Messenger RNA from Belonocnema kinseyi, 14290 nucleotides. RefSeq lists its product as uncharacterized. The record is from RefSeq and is a predicted model, not a curated record. Gene Ontology annotation, molecular function: lipid carrier activity. Gene Ontology annotation, biological process: lipid transport. The transcript has 26 exons. Bases 259 to 13197 code for a protein of 4312 amino acids. NCBI's taxonomy places the organism in Eukaryota, Metazoa, Arthropoda, Insecta, Hymenoptera, Cynipidae.